AUGGCGUCGUUAUCUGCAUCCGGGGAAGCCAGCCCCCAAAUUCCCACUGAAACUGCACAAAACGCAAUCAACUCAAAUCCAUUGUCUGGGACAGCUCCCCAAGACGUCCUUGCUGACGUCAACCGAUUUGUGGAAGCCAAGGGUCUUAGAGAUCACCGUGAUGCCUUUCGAAAGGGGGCGCUGCUCGCAAGAGUCCAAAACAUCCCAGAUGCCUACGAAGACAUUGAUCUGCUCAGUAAUGAAGAGAAAGAGUAUAUUCGCUACGAAGUCUCCCACAAGUGGAGGUCUUCGCCUCCUCUCCUCUAUCUCCUCUGCGCUCUGUGUGCUGGAUGUGCCAUCGUACAAGGCAUGGACCAGACGGUAAUCAAUGGCGCGCAGGCAUUCUACUUCAAAGAGUUCGGCAUCAAAGAUCCCCUGAUGCAGGGAUUCCUAAACGGCGCCCCCUACGCCUCCGCCGCCCUCCUCGGCUGCUGGCUCAACGCCCCCCUGAACGACAAGUUCGGCCGGCGGGGGACCAUCUUCGUCUCCUGCUGCAUCGCCGCCCUCACGGGGAUCAUACAGGCCGCGUCCUCGGGCUGGGUGGACUUCAUGAUCGGCCGCCUCGUCCUCGGCAUCGCCGUCGGCGCCAAGUCGAGCACCACGCCCAUCUACGCGGCCGAGUCGGCCCCCAAGGAGGUCCGCGGCGCCCUGACCAUGAUGUGGCAGAUGUGGACCGCCUUUGGAAUCAUGGUCGGGUACGCGGCCUCCCUCGGGUUCCAGAACUGCGACUUCCUGGGCGAGAACUCGCAGUGGAGGUGGAUGAUUGGCGUGUCCUCCUUUCCGCCGAUUGUUGUGGGCGCGCUGGUCUACUUGCUCCCCGACAGCCCUCGCUGGUAUAUGGAUAAAGGGAAUUACAAAAAAGCUUUCGAAUCUAUGAGAAAGCUACGGAGGCACGAUAUACAGGCCGCGCGCGACAUUUACCUGGCACACACCUAUCUGGAAGCUGAGAAGCAGUCAAAGGACGGGAAGAACCUUCUCAAGGAGCUUGCCACCGUUCGUCGGAAUUGGAGAGCCGCCCAGUCGGCGUGGUUCUUCAAUGUCAUCGCCUACUACAGCACCCGGAUCUUCACCGACGCAGGCUUCUCACGAGACGUAGCACUGACAGCCUCGUUCGGAUGCGGCGUGCUCAACUGGCUCGGAGCGUUGCCCGCCGUCCUGACCAUCGACCGCUUCGGCCGCCGCAACCUCCUCCUCGCCACCCUGCCCCUCCUCUCCAUCUCCCUGCUAUGGACGGCAGGCAGCUUCCAGGUGCAGGACCCUCAACUCCGCACGUCCCUCGUCAUCGCGAGCGUGUACGUCUUCAUGUUUAUCUACUCGCCCGGCCUCGGCCCCGUCCCCUUCACCUACAGCGCCGAGGCCUUCCCGCUGCACAUCCGCGCGCUGGGAAUGGCCUCGGCCACGGCGGUGACCUGGGCGCUCAACUUCCUCAUCAGCUUCUCGUGGCCCAAGAUGAUGGAGGCCAUGACCCCCACGGGGGGGUUCUGCUGGUACGGGGCCUGGAACGCUGUCGGCUUCGUGUUCGCCUACUUCCUCGUCCCCGAGACCAAGGGGCGCACGCUGGAGGAGCUGGACGAGGUCUUUAGCGUGCGGAACAGGGACCACGCGCUUUAUUACUGGAGGAGGUUGAAGUAUGGGGUGCUGAAGCUCGCGCGUGUGGAUGUAGAGCCUGUGCCGCCGCUAUACGAGGUCGAAGGGCCGCAGGAACCCAAGCCUAGCAAUGCGUGA
Messenger RNA from Clonostachys rhizophaga, 1764 nucleotides. Lineage: Eukaryota; Fungi; Ascomycota; Sordariomycetes; Hypocreales; Bionectriaceae. The record is from the annotation of a GenBank genome assembly.